AUGGCGGAGCUGAGCGGCGGCAGCGAGGCCGUGCCUGUGGAGCUGUGGCCGCCCGGGGAGGCCCCGCCGGCCUUCCAGUACAGCCCCGACAGCGUGGCCGGAGCAGACGGAGAGAUCGACCCCAGCCAAGUGACCUUCCCGGGCUGCUCCUGCCGCAGCAGCUCCUGCGUGGCUCCCGAGUGCCCCUGCCUGUGCCGCGGGCAGAACUACAGCGGUCUGUGCCUCAGGGCGGCAGAGCAGCAGGAUCAGCCCUUCUCCAGGCCCGUGUUCGAGUGUAACAGCCUGUGCUGCUGCGGGGAGAGCUGCCAGAACAGGCUGGUGCAGCGGGGGCUGCAGCUGCGGCUGCAGGUGUUCCGCACGCACAGGAAGGGCUGGGGAGUGCGCGCCCUGGAGCCCAUCCCCAGGGACACGUUUGUCUGCGAGUAUGCUGGGGAGGUGCUGGGCUUUGCUGAGGCUCAGAGGAGAAUCCAGGCCCAGAGUCCACAGGAGCCAAACUACAUCAUAGCAGUGAGGGAGCACCUGCACGAUGGGAGGGUCAUGGAGACCUUUGUGGAUCCCACCCGUGUUGGGAACGUGGGCAGGUUCCUGAACCACUCCUGUGAGCCCAACCUGUUCAUGGUGCCCGUGAGAGUUGACUCCAUGGUGCCCAGACUGGCACUUUUUGCAGCCACUGAUAUUUCUGCUGGAGAGGAACUUUCAUAUGAUUACUCAGGAAGAUUCCAUAAUUUACCAGGAGCUAGCAGAGAACACAAACCUCUAGAGGAAGAGAACAGCCUGAGAAAACCUUGCUACUGUGGUUCCCGCACGUGUUCUUCCUUCUUACCUUGGGACAGCUCCCUCUUCUCCACACCAGCAAGUUCUCCAUAG
Molecule: messenger RNA, 867 nt
Organism: Cinclus cinclus
Lineage: Eukaryota; Metazoa; Chordata; Aves; Passeriformes; Cinclidae
Product: histone-lysine N-methyltransferase SETMAR
Exons: 2
Coding region: 1-867 (288 amino acids)
Cellular component (GO): nucleus
Molecular function (GO): zinc ion binding; protein binding; histone methyltransferase activity
Source: RefSeq, a predicted model, not a curated record